Medioppia subpectinata is the source of this 195-nucleotide messenger RNA. The record is from the annotation of a GenBank genome assembly. NCBI's taxonomy places the organism in Eukaryota, Metazoa, Arthropoda, Arachnida, Sarcoptiformes, Oppiidae.
AUGAGCUUUAAACGUCGGAUGAGAACCGUAACCAACUAUUAUAUCGCAAACCUAACCGUUUCCGACCUAUUGAUGACAGCGAUUAACAUACCGUUCAAUACGGCCAGAAUUAUCAUGGACAAUUGGCCCUUUGGUCAGUUUCUGUGCCAAUUUGUGCCAUUCAUUCAGAUACACCUGAAAUUGCAGUAUAUUUAG